CUGCGCAGAAUCGAAAAAAUCGCACCGCUUGUGCCGAACUGUAAACUAAGCAUUGACGAAAGGUGUGAGAAUAAUAUAACAGUCGCGCGCGUCGCUCAAGUCUUAAAUAAUAAUUAUUAUUUGAAAGCUCAGUUAAGUCGAUUGAAUUGUGAACGAUAGUACGGAUUUCGUUUGUUAAUUCGGCCUUUGAAUAGUCAAGAUGUCGAUUGGCGUGCCAAUAAAGGUGUUGCAUGAAGCAGAGGGUCACAUCAUAACCUGUGAAACAAACACUGGCGAGGUAUAUCGUGGUAAACUUAUCGAGGCGGAAGAUAAUAUGAACUGUCAAAUGCAAAAUAUCACAGUUACGUAUAGAGAUGGACGUGUAGCACAAUUGGAAAAUGUCUAUAUUCGUGGAUCGAAAAUUGGCUUUCUUAUAUUGCCAGAUAUGUUGAAAAAUGCUCCAAUGUUCAAAAGACCUGGUGGGAAAGGUUCUGGGACAGCGGGCAGAGGAAAAUCUGCCAUCUUGCGUGCUCAAGCGAGAGGUAGAGGUAGAGGACAAAAUCAAAGAGGUAGAGGCACGGGUUCCGCUCCUUGGCUCAAUCAACAGAAUCAGACAAGUGGACCUCAAACUGGUCGUGGAAGAGGCUAAUCCUAACGUGAAUAUUAUUUUACCUAAUAACAGCCAAACAAGUGAAAGAACUCUAAUCAUGCGUUAAUCAUAUUUUUCUAAUAAUAAGAAAUAAACCUUAUGUGUCGCUUAAUGCUUCAUUAAUUUAGGUAAAUAAUAAUUUGAUAAAUAAAUAUUUAAAGCUAAACUAA
Messenger RNA from Ceratosolen solmsi marchali, 798 nucleotides. RefSeq names its product small ribonucleoprotein particle protein SmD3 (gene SmD3). Lineage: Eukaryota; Metazoa; Arthropoda; Insecta; Hymenoptera; Agaonidae. The record is from RefSeq and is a predicted model, not a curated record. Gene Ontology annotation, biological process: spliceosomal snRNP assembly; RNA processing. Gene Ontology annotation, cellular component: spliceosomal complex. The transcript has 2 exons. Bases 200 to 628 code for a protein of 142 amino acids. Gene Ontology annotation, molecular function: RNA binding.